Molecule: messenger RNA, 1507 nt
Organism: Moneuplotes crassus
Lineage: Eukaryota; Ciliophora; Spirotrichea; Euplotida; Euplotidae
Source: the annotation of a GenBank genome assembly
AUGAGUGGAAACCAACAAAUAUGGCGAGAUAUCAAUACAGAUAAAACCUACCUUAUUGAUAGCAAUAAUGGAGCCCAGAAAAAGGUCCAGAGUAAUGGACAGAAUCUCAAAUAAGUAUAAGCCAGGUAUAACUGGCUUUGUAAAUGCUCAUACGAGGAAAAGGAUCGUUGGCAAGGAAAAAGAAGGCCUACAUAGCCUUGGCAUCACUCUGAAUCACUAUGUACCCCAGCCUAAUAAAUUUGAAGGCUAUUCUAGCUUCCCAAGACCUGUCAGUCGGCCUUAUGUUAAUAAAGCUGAAUUCUUUAAAAUGAAUGUGCUCAAGAAGCCCAAAGGACUUAAGCAAGAUAAGUUUUUGAGCAUUAAAAAUAAGAGUAUGAAUAGAAAGGAUGAGAAUUAUAAAAGUAAUAAUGUCGGAACGACCUUCUUGACUGCCAAAAGAGCCCAAAGUCAAAAUAAUAAGACUCAGGUUAUCAAGGAUUUUGAAAGCAGCAAACUCGUAAAAUCUGCGAUUGCUGAUGAAGAUCCUUCCUUCUCUAAAGGUAAAAAGAUGAUUAUUAACAAAAUGAUCACUCUGCGAAAAGCCAUCUCCAAAAAUUCAGAAAGAGAGAUCCAUGGACGUACACUAAAACAACCUCUAAAUCAAACAAUCACCAACUUAGACUUGUCCAAAACUCACACAUCCUUCUCCAGAGCCGGUUCUCUCCAAAGAAGAGAUAAGAUGUCUAUCACUACCUAUGGCAGCAACUUCGGAAACCCUCCUAAAUCAACAACCUCUCAGAACAUGUAUACUUCUCAGAGAAUUCCUAAAUUCACUCAGCUCCGCUUAAGGACUGCAGAUCCUACCAAAACUGCUUAUACCUCAAUCCAGGGUAAAAGAACAGGAAUAAUGAGCACAAAGUUUUCCCCGAAGAAGCUGAAGCCUUUCUUGGAAUACUCUCUUCAUGGGUUGAGAGGAUCUCCCUCGAACAUUCUCCAGAAGAUGAAGGAUCCCUCUGGUGGCCUUCCCAAGACUGGGAAAGAUCCGAAAGGAGCCAAGGUUGAAGAGACAAUUAAGAAACCGGAUGAAGGCUCACUGCUUCUUGAGAAUUUAUCCGAAUCUAGCGAAGGAGAUACCCAAUUCAGGGUUAAUAACAUUGCUCAAGAAGAAAUUGAAGCUAAUAUGUUCACGAAUCCUCCUCCUGUGAGACAGAAGAACUCAGUAAAACCCAGAAUGGUGUUUACAAAUGCAAUUAUUAAUACAAUGCCCGGGCAAUUUAAAAUCGAUAGAAUUUGGAAAGUUAAAUCAAAUCCAAUGUUCCAGCAGCAAGAAAGUGAGUAUAUCCUAAAGGAUAAAAAGAUGCUUGAAAAGCGUCGUUAUGGUAAAGUGCUAAAAAAUAUGGCUCUUCAAAGAGAGCUUGAAAUUACAAGCAAGAAGAUAGAAAAGGAAUAUAAAAAAAGAAUGUACUAAAUUAUUCUAGAAAGAGCUUAUAGACUACCAUGAGCCAUCUAAAAAUGAUUUAAAACUUAA